AUGGUGCAAUUCUCUCACGCUGACAAUUCUUCUCCAACCAUCAUAACUUUGGAUGAGAGCGAAGAUAAAGCUCGCGCUCGAGAGUUGACUUUGCUCGAAUGUCAACAAUUGGCUUUGGAGUAUAAUUUCGUCAAAGAGAACGCACCAUCGAAUGGAACCGUGCAGCAAAGAGCAGACGUCGUCGGUUUCUUCAAACAGUACGGCGCAAACGGAUUAUCGCAAUUUAAGAAGAAGUUCGGAUCGAUGAAGUUAUAUCCACCCGGAGAGAAAGAGGUGGAGUUCUAUUCCUUCUCUUGCGGUUCUGACGAAGACGAUGAUCUCGGAGGAUCAAACGGAGAUGCGUUCUUGAAAAAACCAAUCAGCAAGGAAGACAUCGAAGAAGCUAUACCGAUUUACGAAGAGAAUAAAGGUUCCUUUCAGAAAUUAAGCUGGAAAUACAUCAAACGUCCUGGAGGUCAGGCGAUUCGUCCGCCAGAUUGGUACAAAUUGGAUGGCGCUGUUGCGCAAGUCGAGAAGGGCGACAACGAUACUGAGUGCCCGAUGUGGACAUCGAAUGGCUCUGUUGAUUACGGCGGGAAAGAACAGUGGGAGUGGUGGUUAAAAUAUAAAGGUAAAUCAGCCGAUGAAUCCAAAGUACUCUUCGUUCGAGUCCUUGAAAUGGCAAAGAAGAACAAGAAGGAGAAUUUCUAUUGA
Molecule: messenger RNA, 693 nt
Organism: Bathycoccus prasinos
Lineage: Eukaryota; Viridiplantae; Chlorophyta; Mamiellophyceae; Mamiellales; Bathycoccaceae
Exons: 1
Coding region: 1-693 (230 amino acids)
Molecular function (GO): fatty-acyl-CoA binding
Source: RefSeq, a predicted model, not a curated record